GCACCAGCCAGCAUUCAGCAGCAGUAGCCUCGUCGUGGCUAAAGGGGCUUCGGGAUGUCGUGCCACGGCCGCUAGUCCGUCGUCGCGGUGUGUCCGUCGUGCGUUAACGGUCCUCGUCACGCGUUACCCCCCGAUCGACGUGCAGUUACGACAGGGUGCCAGGUACUUCGAGUUCGUCGAGUUCGUUCGUUUCCGCAUCCGGGCUACGUUCGAUCCACGAGACCGGUUUCCGAGAGCGGUUCGGUGCGCGUCGAGGAAAACACGAUCUCCUGGAGGACUCCGAGAUCGAGAGAACCGAUCGUCGGUUUCCGACGAGAUAGAAAAAUCCGGGAAUCGAGGGAACGAACGACGACGUUGUCGAGUAAAAACGUGUACGAAAGAACGCGAACGAUCAGUUCGUCCGACAGUGAGCGACACGAGGAGUCGGAGGUACCUGUAGGAUCGAAAGACGCUCGCGGCCGAAGGAAGAUUCUUCCGCGGACGUGUCUCCGACCGAUCGGUCAGUGUUCGGACUGAAACGGCUCGCGAGGAAUCCGUGCGCGGACUGUUGAUACGUCGUUUCGCACUGGUGCCGCGUGGAUCCGCAAGUGAAUAUCUUCGUUGUUCAACGUUUCCGGCGGAGACGGUCGCGCGGAGUGCAGUGGGAUAAAUGUUUCAUGGACAGCCGUGCCUCUCGCGCAGGUAAUACCGAAGCGAGCGACUCUCGGAGGGCAUCGAAGGCGGGCGACGCGGCUACUCGACGAUAUGUCCUCGGAAAUCCACGGACUCUCGUGAAAAAAUAAGCUUCGAGGUUUAAGGCUCGGAACGGCGACAAAAUGGCGGACAAUCUGAGAAGAAGACGGUACCUCACCAUCAGCAUACUCCACAUCAUCACCAUUAUGUGCCAAGCGCUGUCCGACCGACCAAUGUUUGCCGAGCCAAUACCGAACGUCACCGUGCCAGUGGGCAGAGAUGUCAGCCUACCGUGUGUCGUCGAAAACCUCGGUAAUUACAAGGUGGCGUGGGUCCACGUGGGCCGUCAGAUGGUGGUUACCGUUCACAAGCACGUGGUCGUCAGGAUACCGAGGUUCACGGUGUCCCACGACAACCAGAAAACCUGGCUGCUUCACAUAAGCAGCGUGCAACAAGACGAUCGGGGUUACUACAUGUGUCAAGUGAACACGAUCCCCAUGAUGAGCCAGGUCGGCUUCCUGCAAGUAGUCGUGCCGCCCAACAUAUUGGAUUCGCUGUCUACCGCGAGCACGGUGGCAAUACGAGAAAAUCUCAACAUCAGCCUGACGUGCAAAGCGGACGGAUACCCGACGCCGAAAAUAUCGUGGAAGAGGGAGGACGGGCAGAGUAUAAUGAUCAACAAACAUGAAAAAGUGUCCACGUACGAUGGAGAACAAUUAAACUUGACGAAGAUCACGCGCAAUGAAAUGGGCGCGUACCUGUGCAUCGCGACCAAUGGCGUGCCGCCAACAGUCAGCAAGAGGAUCAUCGUGGACGUAGAGUUCUCGCCGCUGAUCUUCGUACCGAAUCAGCUGGUCGGCGCGCCAGCUGGCACCAACGCGACGAUCGACUGCCACACGGAGGCGUUCCCGCGCGCGAUGAACUACUGGUACUUCGGCGAGGAGAUGGUGCUCUCGAACGAUAAGUACACGACGAACAUCAUGGAGAACAGUUACAGGGUGCACAUGAAGCUCACCAUCACGAACGUGCAGGAUAGCGACUUCGGGCUCUACAGUUGCAUCAGCAAGAACUCGCUGGGCGAGACCGAGGGCUCUAUUAGGCUGUACGGAAUCGCGAAGCCGUCCGCGGCGCCGAAGGCCACGGAGAUCAAGAGCAGCGCCAACAAAGAAGGACAACCGAGCACGCCGUCACCAGCAAAAAGCCCGACCACCGUGUGGCCCUCCUCGUACAACCCGUACUAUACGAAAAGGACAGAGAGGCCGCCUCCCCCGAGCGAGGAGAGGGUCGAGAGGCCAGAGCAGAAGCUGCGUGGUGGCCAGAGCACAGGUAGCGCGUACAUCAUCAGGUGGAGCGCGCCGCAGCUGAUGGUGGUCGCCGUGCAGUACAUCCUCACGGGGCCCUACAUGCCCCCGUACGUGCCCCAGGCGGCGAAUUAG
Molecule: messenger RNA, 2108 nt
Organism: Nomia melanderi (Alkali bee)
Lineage: Eukaryota; Metazoa; Arthropoda; Insecta; Hymenoptera; Halictidae
Source: RefSeq, a predicted model, not a curated record